GCCCCGCAGCCCACCAUGUCUCGCCGCAAGCAAGGCAAACCCCAGCACUUAAGCAAACGGGAAUUCUCGCCCGAACCUCUUGAAGCCAUUCUUACAGAUGAUGAACCAGACCACGGCCCGUUGGGAGCUCCAGAAGGGGAUCACGACCUCCUCACCUGUGGGCAGUGCCAGAUGAACUUCCCAUUGGGGGACAUUCUUAUUUUUAUCGAGCACAAACGGAAACAAUGCAAUGGCAAUCUCUGCUUAGAAAAAGCUGUGGAUAAGCCACCUUCCCCUUCACCAAUCGAGAUGAAAAAAGCAUCCAAUCCUGUGGAGGUUGGCAUCCAGGUCACGCCAGAGGAUGACGAUUGUUUAUCAACGUCAUCUAGAGGAAUUUGCCCCAAACAGGAACACAUAGCAGAUAAACUUCUGCACUGGAGGGGCCUCUCCUCCCCUCGUUCUGCACACGGAGCUCUAAUCCCCACGCCUGGCAUGAGUGCAGACUAUGCCCCGCAGGGUAUUUGUAAAGAUGAGCCCAGCAGCUACACAUGUACAACUUGCAAACAGCCAUUCACCAGUGCAUGGUUUCUCUUGCAACACGCACAGAACACUCAUGGAUUAAGAAUCUACUUAGAAAGCGAACACGGAAGUCCCCUGACCCCGCGGGUUGGUAUCCCUUCAGGACUAGGUGCAGAAUGUCCUUCCCAGCCACCUCUCCAUGGGAUUCAUAUUGCAGACAAUAACCCCUUUAACCUGCUAAGAAUACCAGGAUCGGUAUCGAGAGAGGCUUCGGGCCUGGCAGAAGGGCGCUUUCCACCCACUCCCCCCCUGUUUAGUCCACCGCCGCGACAUCACUUGGACCCCCACCGCAUAGAGCGCCUGGGGGCAGAAGAGAUGGCCCUGGCCACCCAUCACCCGAGUGCCUUUGACAGGGUGCUGCGGUUGAAUCCAAUGGCUAUGGAGCCUCCCGCCAUGGAUUUCUCUAGGAGACUUAGAGAGCUGGCAGGGAACACGUCUAGCCCACCGCUGUCCCCAGGCCGGCCCAGCCCUAUGCAAAGGUUACUGCAACCAUUCCAGCCAGGUAGCAAGCCGCCCUUCCUGGCGACGCCCCCCCUCCCUCCUCUGCAGUCCGCCCCUCCUCCCUCCCAGCCCCCGGUCAAGUCCAAGUCAUGCGAGUUCUGCGGCAAGACGUUCAAAUUUCAGAGCAACCUGGUGGUGCACCGGCGCAGCCACACGGGCGAGAAGCCCUACAAGUGCAACCUGUGCGACCACGCGUGCACGCAGGCCAGCAAGCUGAAGCGCCACAUGAAGACGCACAUGCACAAGUCGUCCCCCAUGACGGUCAAGUCCGACGACGGCCUCUCCACCGCCAGCUCCCCGGAGCCCGGCACCAGCGACCUGGUGGGCAGCGCCAGCAGCGCGCUCAAGUCCGUGGUGGCCAAGUUCAAGAGCGAGAACGACCCCAACCUGAUCCCGGAGAACGGGGACGAGGAGGAAGAGGAGGACGACGAGGAAGAGGAGGAAGAGGAGGAAGAGGAGGAGGAGGAGCUGACGGAGAGCGAGAGGGUGGACUACGGCUUCGGGCUGAGCCUGGAGGCGGCCCGCCACCACGAGAACAGCUCGCGGGGCGCGGUCGUGGGCGUGGGCGACGAGGGCCGCGCCCUGCCCGACGUCAUGCAGGGCAUGGUGCUCAGCUCCAUGCAGCACUUCAGCGAGGCCUUCCACCAGGUCCUGGGCGAGAAGCAUAAGCGCGGCCACCUGGCCGAGGCCGAGGGCCACAGGGACACUUGCGACGAAGACUCGGUGGCCGGCGAGUCGGACCGCAUAGACGAUGGCACUGUUAACGGCCGCGGCUGCUCCCCGGGCGAGUCGGCCUCGGGGGGCCUGUCCAAAAAGCUGCUGCUGGGCAGCCCCAGCUCGCUGAGCCCCUUCUCCAAGCGCAUCAAGCUCGAGAAGGAGUUCGACCUGCCCCCGGCCGCGAUGCCCAACACGGAGAACGUGUACUCGCAGUGGCUCGCCGGCUACGCGGCUUCCAGGCAGCUCAAAGAUCCCUUCCUCAGCUUCGGAGACUCCAGACAAUCGCCUUUCGCCUCCUCGUCGGAGCACUCGUCGGAGAACGGGAGCUUGCGCUUCUCCACGCCGCCCGGGGAGCUGGACGGAGGGAUCUCGGGGCGCAGCGGCACGGGAAGUGGAGGGAGCACGCCCCAUAUUAGUGGUCCGGGCCCGGGCAGGCCCAGCUCAAAAGAGGGCAGACGCAGCGACACUUGUUCUGCACACACCCCCAUUCGGCGUAGUUCCCAGAGAGCUCAAGAUGUGUGGCAGUUUUCGGAUGGAAGCCCGAGAGCCCUUAAGUUCUGAGAAAAUUUGAAGCCCCCGGGGGCGGGGUGGAUGCUUUGCCUCCCAGCCGACUUGACUUCAGCGUGGUCUGUCAUCUUGCUAGUUUGUGCUGUUUUCUGACAGUAGCCUCCAAGAAGCUGUUGUGGGAAGACAGAGUCCUGCAGAGUCCUUCCUGCCCGGGCCUGCAGGGCCAUUUUAUUUAUAUUUUUUAAUAAAAAGUAAAAACUAAAAAACAGACCCACAUUGGAACAGUGAAUCCGUCCCGUGCAGAGGGCCCAUGGGCUGUCCCAGCCCCGGGUGACAUCCCGGCCCUUUUGGAACCAGCCAACCCAAUUACCUGUAUUGUGGAAAUGAGCAUGAGUCCCCAGCCCCUUGUUUCUAUACAUUCUAUGUUGUCUUUUAAAAAGUGUGCUUAACAUUGACACAAUAAAUGUUGGAGCUUUA
Molecule: messenger RNA, 2760 nt
Organism: Choloepus didactylus (southern two-toed sloth)
Lineage: Eukaryota; Metazoa; Chordata; Mammalia; Pilosa; Megalonychidae
Gene: BCL11A
Product: BAF chromatin remodeling complex subunit BCL11A
Biological process (GO): regulation of transcription by RNA polymerase II; negative regulation of dendrite development
Cellular component (GO): nucleus
Molecular function (GO): RNA polymerase II cis-regulatory region sequence-specific DNA binding; DNA-binding transcription factor activity
Source: RefSeq, a predicted model, not a curated record